This is a messenger RNA of Musa acuminata AAA Group (dessert banana), 1182 nucleotides long. RefSeq names its product peroxidase 24. Gene Ontology annotation, molecular function: heme binding; peroxidase activity. Bases 72 to 1043 code for a protein of 323 amino acids. The transcript is spliced from 4 exons. The record is from RefSeq and is a predicted model, not a curated record. Lineage: Eukaryota; Viridiplantae; Streptophyta; Magnoliopsida; Zingiberales; Musaceae. Gene Ontology annotation, cellular component: plasmodesma; plant-type cell wall. Gene Ontology annotation, biological process: response to oxidative stress; hydrogen peroxide catabolic process.
UCUUAAAGCUCGACGGAUGUAGCCAGCUAGCGGAUUCAUACUAGCAGCAGUAGCAAACGGCAAGCGCAGAGAUGAAGGCCACCUUCCUCCUUCUGGCCUGUGUGGUGCUUCUUGGCCUCUCUUCCGGAGGGCAAGCAGAUGAACUAAAGAAGCACUUCUACAAGAAGCUGUGCCCUCAGGCCGAGGAAAUGGUUCAGGACUUGGUGUGGGCAAGCGUCGAGAGCAACUCGACCCUGCCUGCCAAACUCCUGAGAUUGUUCUUCCAUGACUGUUUCGUGAGGGGUUGUGAUGCCUCCGUGUUGCUGGAUUCAACAGCGAACAUUAGCGCCGAAAAGGAUGCCAUCCCGAACCGAUCGCUAGCAGGCUUCGAAGUCAUCGAUCAGGUGAAGGCGGCGUUGGAGAAGGCUUGCCCAGGGAGGGUCUCCUGCGCAGACAUAGUUGCGUUGGCCGCAAGAGACUCGGUAUCCUUUCAAUUUCAGAAGCCUCUCUGGGAAGUGAAGACCGGCAGAAGGGACGGCAAUGUAUCACUCGCAUCCGAGGCCCUCGCCGACAUUCCUUCACCCGGCGCCAACUUCACCAGCCUCGUUCAGCAGUUCGCCAGCAAGAAUCUGGACGUCGAGGACCUCGUCGUCUUAUCAGGUGCACACACCAUUGGCGUCGGGCACUGCGGCAUCAUCAGGAACAGGCUCUACAACUUCACCGGCAAAGGCGACACCGACCCGUCCCUGAACGCGACCCACGCUGCGUUCCUGAAGACGCAGUGCAGUCCGACCGACAGAACAACGACGGUGGAGAUGGAUCCUGGGAGCAGCCUGUCGUUCGACGACCACUACUACGUCAUCCUGAAGCAGAAGGAGGGGCUGUUCCAGUCCGACGCCGCCCUCCUGACCGACGGCAAAUCGAGCAAGAUAGUGGACAAGCUGCUCGACGACGGCGAUUUCUUCGAUGCGUUCGGGAAGUCGAUAACGAAGAUGGGCAACAUCGGGGUUCUCACGGGGACCGACGGGCAGAUCAGGAGCAACUGUCGCGCCGUGAAUCGAUGAGUGAACCCUGUGCUUCUGCCGAUGCGGUGGUGUAGCUGACUGCUGUCGCUGCUUUCUCUAUCCCUAAUGUGAUCAUGGAUCCACGUGUUUUAAUCUCCAUCUAACAUGGACUUAUCUGAGAUGAUGAUUAUUAUUAUCA